CCGGCCGCGGCUCGUCCAGUAAUGAGACGCAGGAAGAGGUACAGGAGGACGAUGAAGCCACUCUACGGGAGUUGCUCGUAAGGUAAAGUUUUACAGAGUGAGUGAGUGAUAAGAGAGGAGGGGCAGGGGCAGGGCGUCGUCGGGCCUUAUACCUCCUCUCCCCGCCGUGUACACGUGUUACCCUCCACCUUUGGUUGUGGACAACCACUGUUGACAACAAGCAGUUCAGAGUCAAUUGAUUGGAUUGGUGGAUAAUCCAACGUACGUACAUAUGUCGUGUGCAAACAAAGCAAAGAACAAAUAGAUCUGUGAGAAUAAGACGAAAUACUGAAUCAAGAGGAAGUGAGAGUGGGGAGGCGUAGAGGCUACUGUAGUUUCGGAACACAGCCAUGGUCUCCCUACCUCCCAGUCUGCAGAAACAGGUCAGCGUUAUGAGUAUGAACUUGAGUGCCAAGCUGGACGAGCUGCAGCGGGGUGACCGCCAGCUGGAGACCACCGUCGCUCUCUGCGAGAUUCGCACGCAGCUGCAGGAACUCACGAAGAGCGUAGAGUCUUGCCAAAGCGAGGUCAGCGAGGUCAAGCGGGACAUGGUCGCGAUCAAGCAAGAUCUAGAUGCGGUGCAGCAGGUCAAGGAGGAUUUAGAAGAAUUGCGGGAGUAUGUGGAUCGACUGGAAGAACACUCCCAUCGGCGGAAACUUAGGCUCCUGGAGCAGGGACUGACGCUCUUCCUGUCGUAUGCAAUACUGGCAGCCGUAUUGGGAAUGUUGCAGUUCGGAUACAACACUGGAGUAAUUAACGCGCCUGAAGUGAAUAUAGAGAAUUUUAUGAAAGACGUAUACAAGGACAGGUACGGAGAGGACAUCUCGGACGAUUCUGUUAAGACUUUGUAUUCCGUGGCCGUGAGCAUAUUUGCGAUCGGCGGUAUGGUGGGUGGUUUCAGCGGAGGAACGAUUGCCAACAGAUUUGGCAGAAAGGGAGGCUUACUGCUAAACAACGUGCUGGGCAUCGUGGGGGCGUGCCUGAUGGGUUUUACGAAACUCGCUGAGUCUUACGAAAUGUUGUUCUUCGGACGGUUUAUUAUCGGUGUCAAUUGCGGCUUGAACACCUCGUUGGUUCCCAUGUACAUAUCGGAAAUAGCGCCACUAAACCUAAGGGGCGGCCUAGGCACGGUGAACCAGCUCGCUGUUACGGUGGGCCUCCUGGUCUCCCAGGUGCUGGGCAUCGAGCAAAUUCUUGGAACAAACGACGGUUGGCCCGUGCUCUUAGGACUAGCUAUCUGUCCUGCCAUUUUACAGCUACUGCUGCUUCCAGUUUGUCCGGAAUCUCCAAGAUAUUUGCUCAUUACUAAACAAUGGGAGGAAGAGGCUCGAAAAGCUUUGAGAAGGUUGAGAGCCAGUAACCAGGUUGAGGAAGAUAUUGAGGAAAUGAAAGCGGAGGAACGAGCUCAACAAGCUGAGUCUACGAUCUCGAUGAUGGAGCUCAUAUGCAGCCCGACUCUGAGAGCGCCUCUCGUUAUUGGCGUGGUUAUGCAACUUUCGCAACAGCUUUCGGGUAUCAAUGCCGUAUUUUAUUACUCCACGAAUCUGUUCACUAGUUCUGGUUUAACGGACGAGAGUGCCAAGUUCGCAACCAUUGGCAUAGGUGCCAUUAUGGUUAUCAUGACGCUAGUGUCUAUCCCGCUGAUGGAUAGAACGGGGAGGCGUACAUUGCACUUGUAUGGUCUUGGUGGCAUGUUUAUCUUUUCAAUAUUUAUCACGAUUUCGUUUCUCAUAAAGGAGUUUUUCGGCUAUGUGCAGGAGAUGAUCGACUGGAUGUCCUAUAUCUCGGUGGUGUCAACUCUGGGCUUCGUUGUGUUCUUCGCGGUGGGACCCGGAUCCAUCCCCUGGAUGAUCACGGCGGAGCUGUUCUCGCAGGGCCCCAGACCCGCCGCCAUGUCAAUCGCGGUUCUCAUCAACUGGUUGGCUAAUUUUUUGGUUGGCAUCGGUUUUCCAAGCAUGAAGACUAGCCUUGAAAACUACACGUUCCUACCGUUCAGUGCAUUUCUAGCCAUCUUCUGGAUCUUCACGUACAAGAAGGUUCCCGAGACCAAGAAUAAAACGUUCGAAGAGAUUCUAGCUUUAUUCAGACACGGUAACGACAGGAGCAGCUUGCGGGACAGCAGACUUUAUGGGGAAGAGGAGCUCGCCACUAACUCUAGCAGGGAGACCGUCCUAUCUGACGCCACCACUGCCAACCAUACCCACGCUACCGAUAGACUAUAAAUCUGAGCAAUGAGAGCAUUCUAAUCAGCAAUCGAUUUGGAUAUAUAGUAUUAUUCGUUUUCGAAAAAGAAAAGACUAAGAUAUAUAUUGAUAGUUUACACACAGACGACUCUUGGCGUUUCUCUAGCCGGGGGGACGGGAAGGGGAAAGAACUAUUAUCGAUCACACUGUUAUAUCGGACGAGAGUUCUAGUGCACUUGAUUAUAGCGCGAAAGUCUGUUAAUCGAUAAAAAUUCGCACUGUGUGUUAAUUCGCACCGUACACUACAAGAUUCGAAAAGACUCGAAGACUUUUAGCGCAUUAUUAGUAUUAUUAUGAUUAUAUAUAUAUAUAUAUUAUGAUUAUAUAUAUAUAUAUAUAUGUAUAUUAUAUAUACAUGAUAUUUACGAAUAUUUCGGCAUCACCGGACAAAACUAUAACGUUUCAUGUUGUAAAAUAAAAAAUCUGUUUGUUUAUUUAAUUACUCGGAUUGAGUUUCUUUCUUUCCACUUUCGCGUUUGCGCAAGCGUGUGCCUUAUAUGCGGAAAAAACGACCGAGUUCGAGACUUCGAUUUCUCGCGCGCAACACUUUUCGCGACGCGCGAGAAGUCGUCAUCCUCUCCGCGCCGAACUCUACUUAACUUUACGUGUGUGUGUCGUAAUUUUUGUUUUUUCUUUCUUUUUUUUUUUUU
This is a messenger RNA of Pseudomyrmex gracilis, 2932 nucleotides long. RefSeq names its product glucose transporter type 1 (gene Glut1). The transcript is spliced from 13 exons. The record is from RefSeq and is a predicted model, not a curated record. NCBI's taxonomy places the organism in Eukaryota, Metazoa, Arthropoda, Insecta, Hymenoptera, Formicidae. Bases 390 to 2261 code for a protein of 623 amino acids. Gene Ontology annotation, molecular function: hexose transmembrane transporter activity. Gene Ontology annotation, cellular component: membrane. Gene Ontology annotation, biological process: monosaccharide transmembrane transport.